GUGACGGCCUCUGCCGGGCACCGCCUGCGAGGCCUUCUUGGGGUGGAGUAGCAGCCAUAGCCGGGGCACCAUGAAGCUGAUCAAAAGGGACUCCCGAACCAAAACCCCCCCGGAGAAGAAGCGGACCAAGGUGUCCGAGCUGCCCACACCGCCCAUCCCAGAAGUACCUGAGCCCAUCAGCAACAUCCUGCAAGGAGAUGAAAUCGAGGCGCUGGCCAUUAAAGAGGAGGACUUGAAAAAGCUGCACGCUCCACGCCCUUGUGCAGGGGAGGAGAAAGCUCCUGUCACUCGCCAAGUUCUCAUCCGGAAGCCCCGACCCCAAGAGGCUGGAAGGAAGACCCACUACUUAGUGGCUUAUCCUACUGCUUUGGAUGCCUCCACCAAGCCUCCCGCUUAUUCUGGGCCAGAAGUUUCCAGUUUCAACAGCGGCAGCAGCAGCGGACAGAUCCAGCCCCACAACAUUUUGGGAAGUCUCCAGGACUUCAAGAGAAUAGCAUUGGCCAGAGGAAACACAAAGCUGGCAGAAAUGAUCUCUGAGCCCCCAUCAUUGGGCAGCCUAAUCCUGACCCCGGAGAAGAUGAGCUCGAAAAGGGGGAAGAAGGCCGAGUUCCGGUCGCUCCCAACUCAACACAGGGCUCUGCAGAACUGGCAGCGCAACAUGGCUUUGAGGAGGAAGCAGCAGGACGCCCUGUGUAAGCGCUUGGGAAAGCCAGCCAAUGAGCUGUUGCUGACCAUAUCGGAGGAUCACAGACGUGUCCAGGAAGAACGUGACUUGAUUGACCGCUGCCUUCCUGCUCUGCAUCCAGGAAAGGGCUACCGCGUGGGCAGUGAAUUCUGGAACCAGCCUGAGUAUAUUGGCGAUGAACUUACAGGCAUGGUGAUUACGCAGACUCAGAAGGAACGGGGUUACCCAGAGCCAGUCACUCAUGUGGGGAAACCCCUGAGUAUCCAGGCAGAGGCAGGAUCGCAGAAUCUGCAGGAGCCUUCGUUCCGGUACUCGUGGGAUAAGAGUCUCUUCUUGACCUACCGUCGCCAGGAGCUGCGACAGAUCCUAGCAGAGCUCGAUUUUCACCAGCCGGACAUCGAUAGGCUGGAAGUGAUUGGCAGAGGGCAGUCUUUCUCAUCAGUUUCCACACAGUGCUUCUCAGAGUGUGAAAAAGACAAUGGAGACGCCUGUGGAGGAGUGUGCUCAGACCCUGUGGAGUCCCACGAGGAUGUGACUCCCGUGCCCGUGAUUGGACCUUCCUUAAGGUUCUGUGGGAAGCCGGCCCGCUGGGUCAACAGCACCGCGGGCAAGGGUCAGAUUGGCAUUGCUUCUCGGAUCACCUUCGAGGCCCUGGCUGGUGAGAAAGUGACCUCUUCCCUGACGGUGAGUAACGAUGGCACUGCGGCUGUGUGGUAUGACUGGCUGCGGCUGUCCCAGCCCAACAGAUUCGAGAACCUCAGGGACAGCGACCAGCAGCGGUUUUAUUUCAACACCAGGGCUGGGGUUAUUCUGCCCGGAGAAACCAAGGACUUCCUCUUCCUCUUCAAGUCUCCGAAUGCCGGCAUUUUCCAGGAGUCUUGGGAGUUUAGGACCCACCCCACUCUGUUGGGAGGUGCUGUACUGCAGGUCACUCUCUGGGGGAUUGCUCUAUACCAGGAUCUUAUGUUUGAGGCCCGAGAGAUGCUGGAGGCCAAGCUGGCCACCCAGGAGGCCACCGUCAUUGUGCAAGAGAUGCUGAAUGAACUGCUGGGGGGCAUCUGGUCCCCUGAGCGAGCCCCAUCCCCAGUGGAUGCCUAUCUCACUGAGGAAGAUGUGUUCUGCUACAAGAACCCUCAGUUGCACUAUCAGUACCAGGUGGUGAGAGACCUCCAUGAACUCUGGAACCAGUACAUGGCACUACCCCUCAAGGAGGAGGAAGUGGUAGUGGAAGAGGAGCCCCCGGGCCAGGCAAGCUCUAAGGAAGAAGAGCUCUCCUUCCAGAAGAGCUCGUUCGGAGAAAUCGUCCCCCAGAAGAGUCUGGAGGAAGAGAUCGUGCAGCAGCAGAGGAGCUCUGUGGACAAUAUCCGCCUACAGAGGAGCUCCGUGGGCUUCACUGACUGGCAGAGGACCUCCUUGGGAGACGUCCACUGGCAGAGGAGCUCCUUGGCCGAAGUCCACUGGCAGAGGAGCUCCUUGGUUGAUGCCCACUGGCAGAGGAACUCUGAGAGUAUUGUCCACUGCCAUAGGAGUUCCUUCAUCGGGGAGGAGACAGUGGUGACAAAGAGCUUUUCAGAGGGAGAGAUCCCAAAGAGCACAGGAGAGGAGGAGGAGCUCACCCAUCUUAAGUGGAACCUGUGCUUUGAGGAUUUCAAGCAGGCGAUAAUGGGACUGUCCUCCGAGGAUCAGCGCGAGGAUGCCCUGAAGAGGCUCAACAAGGGAGCCCUAGAGCUGUGCUUGGAGCAGAAGCCGGCACAGUGGGACCUGCUGCACCAGAUGUGUCUCCAGCUUUGGCGGGAGGUGAUAGACGGUCUGGUGAGCCGGGACCUCUGGCUGAGGUCAUUGCUGGGCAUGCCGGAGAAGGACACUUUCAUGGCAGAGUUGGCAGUGCCAGAGGAACCAGUUGACUCAAAGGCAUCAGGGAAAGGUGGCAAAGAGGAGCGGAAAGCUGGGACUCCAGAGAAGAGAACCCCCACUGGCAAGGACAAAGAGGACAGAAAGGGAACGGCAAAACCAGGGAAAGAGGAGCGAGCAAACAGCAAGAAGCUUAAAGCAAAGGAAGAAAAAAGGUAUACCAGAUCCCUAAGCCGGGAGUUAAAGGAGAAAAUGCCUGUGGAGGAAAGGGUCAUCACCCCGGAGCACGUGAGCUCACCCCUGGAGCCAGUGGACCCUCUGGUGCAAAAGAAAUACCAACAGAGGCUUUACAUGGAGGUCUACGGGCUGGUGGAGUCCCUGGUGAAUAACUUGGUGCUCCUGGCUGAAGAGAUCAGGAGGAAAGCGGCCAGGCAGCAGUAGCUGCUGCCACCCUCUCUCUGCCUGCCUGCCAGUCUACCUGCCCUCUGACUCUGAGUAGACCUUUUUAAAGAAAUAAACUUGCGGCUUCUACUGUG
Messenger RNA from Tachyglossus aculeatus (Australian echidna), 3072 nucleotides. It is a transcript of the gene MYCBPAP, whose product is annotated as MYCBP associated protein. Lineage: Eukaryota; Metazoa; Chordata; Mammalia; Monotremata; Tachyglossidae. Bases 71 to 2977 code for a protein of 968 amino acids. The transcript has 19 exons. The record is from RefSeq and is a predicted model, not a curated record.